AUGGUCUUCCUAGGCCGUCCGUCAGAGGCGUGUGGCCCCUGUCGCGAGGGAAGACUCAGGUGCGACCGCCUGCAGCCCGGAUGCACCCAGUGUUCCCGCAAGCAAAUAACCUGUCCCGGGUACAGGGAUCCUUCGGAGUUUUACUUCAGGGACGAGACCGCCAACGCCGCCUUCAAAGUCCAGAAUAGGAAACCCAGGAGGCGUUUGCCGGCCAAGACAAGGCAGAGGACGAAGACGCAAGCCGGGGAAGAGUCGCAAGAACAACAACAGGAACAGCAGCAGCAGCAGCAGCAGCAGUCGCAUUGCACAAGCUCAAGCACGGAGUCGGCGACAGCGUCAGGAUCAGUAACAACCAAGAUCACAACUACGCAGUUUGUUGGAUCCGUAAUCAAACACGACAACAUCUCUUCGAAAGCACCGGCCGCCGCCAAACCAACCCGAGAACAUGCCGUCGUUCGCUAUCGGACUCUCUCACAACCCCUUGGCGAUCUGGCACGCGCAUAUUUCAUGACGGACUACAUAGCCUCUUCGCCCUUUGAUUACCUCCCUGAACUCUGCCCCCAUGGAUUAACGGGCAACAACGCCAUGUCGGCGUCGUUACUGGCAACCUCCUUCGCCAGCCUGUCGCUCAAGAUAUCCGACCCCAGGAUGAUGAAGCAGGCCAGGGUCCAAUACGCCAACGCCUUGUCCCAGACCAACCAGGCCCUGAGCUCGCCGAAACUCGCCGUCGAGGACAGCACGCUGGCGGCCGUGCUGCUGCUGGGACUGUUCGAGGCCAUGGUGUUUUCUGGGCAGCAGUCUCUCGACAGCUGGAACCUCCAUACGCUCGGCUCCAUCGAGCUCCUCCGCCUGCGUGGGGCCCGGCAGUUCGAGACGCCUCUUGGCCGCAAGCUCUUCUUCCACUUGAGCAGCAACAUCCGCACGUGCUGCGCGCACAGCAAGACGCCCGUCCCGCUCCGAUUUCUGAAGAUUUACGAGGGCGCCAGGCCGUACCUCGACCUGGGCGAUCCGUUCCUUGACAUGACGGACAUCGUCGACCGAGUCGCUACUCUGCGAUCGAGAAUCGCUCAUCUCGAAGACCCUCAGAGGCACGAGGUCCUCUACGAGGCGCUAGGCCUGGAUGCGGCGACUGCGAGGCUCGGCCAGGAGGUUCCGGAAGAAUGGAGGUUCUGCGCAAGGCUACCCGGCGAGAGGUCCCCCAUGUCGUACAAGGGCAUGUCUUUUCGCUAUCCCUCGCUUCGGGUUCUACGGUACUGGAACUCGCUGAGGAUGAUCCGGAUGUUCCUCAACGACGUCAUCUGGAUGCAGGCAUCUCUGAUGCUCGACCGAGGGCCGGAUCCCGACGACGAGACGGACUACGAGGGGCUCCAGAGGUCUGCCAACAGAAAGAUGUCGACUCUUGUCGUCGAGGUUCUGGGCAGCUGUGGAGAGUAUCUCGAGUUCUCCGAGGACCGGUUCUCUGUUGCGGCAAGGUGCCUGAUCUGGCCGCUUUCGGUCAUCGCCGAGCUCUCCUUGACGCCUCCCGAUGCUCGGCUGUUUGCUCUCGAAUGUCUAGACCAGCUGAGCCGUGACAACCGGAUCCCACACCUAGUUGCAGAGGCAACCGAGCUGACGGGCGUUCAGCCAAGCUGGUAA
Colletotrichum higginsianum IMI 349063 is the source of this 1635-nucleotide messenger RNA. Its product is annotated as C6 zinc finger domain-containing protein. NCBI's taxonomy places the organism in Eukaryota, Fungi, Ascomycota, Sordariomycetes, Glomerellales, Glomerellaceae. The transcript has 2 exons. The coding region runs from base 1 to 1635 and encodes 544 amino acids. Gene Ontology annotation, biological process: regulation of DNA-templated transcription. Gene Ontology annotation, molecular function: DNA-binding transcription factor activity, RNA polymerase II-specific; zinc ion binding. The record is from RefSeq and is a predicted model, not a curated record.